AUGGAAAAUAUCCAAAGCGCAAAAGCUUUCAUCGAUCAGUCGCCGGAGAACAACGACGUGACUGCUGGCGCCAACAUGCAGCUCUCUGGUACGCAACGUUCUGAAGUCUCCGACUAUCUCACUGCAAUCGAGAAGAAAGAUCCUGACUUCUUCGCCUAUAAUGAAGAUACAUGGAAGAUAGUUGAACCUGGCACCAUGGCAUCGGGCAACUUCAUUGAAGGUGGAAGUGAUAUCUCUGUGAUGGUACGCCCUCCGAAGCAUCAAUAUAAUCGAGUUUUUACGGUGUUCGAGAAAUUGACCAUCGUGUUUGAUAUGCCCAUGGCUUUGAGGAGGCUUGAGAGGCUAGCUUAUGCUAACGAUGCGUAUGUUCGCCUUCUCUCCAUUAACAGCGAUCUUAUAUACACUGAGGUAGUUGAUGCAUUCGCUCCCACGGACGACCACUCUAUCUAUAAUGAGGUAAUUGAGCCCUUCGCUCGCACCAACAACGAGCCACGUGCCUGGCAAUCUCUCCAAAAAUUCGAAGACGAAUAUGUUUGUAGAGAUCUCAAUACACUCAUCUACAAUGCCAAUGUACUCCGAGAACACCUUACACGAGACGCUACGGAAAGCGUUGACCCCUGGAGUAAUAUCACUUUCGAUGUUGUCAUUUACGCCGCAGAGAAAUGCAGGGAGGAGAAAUGGAACGUUGUCACCCUUGCACUUGCACCAGUAGUCAAGAUGCCUUAUGAAAUCGGCUUCUACACCUUCAAGCCAGCACACGAGUAUUUGGAUUGGGCCGGCCAGCCUACUUACAAGAAGCUGCACAACGAAGAUACCGAGAAAGGACAUGGAGAGGGGAAGCUGGAGAUGGUGAUGAAAUCCAAGAAAGAAUUUGACGAAUUCGACGCUUCCAGCAUUCAUGUGGACACAGAGAUUGGCGCAGACGACCCCGCAGUUCAUUGA
Messenger RNA from Mollisia scopiformis, 942 nucleotides. RefSeq lists its product as uncharacterized. The coding region runs from base 1 to 942 and encodes 313 amino acids. The record is from RefSeq and is a predicted model, not a curated record. The transcript is spliced from 4 exons. NCBI's taxonomy places the organism in Eukaryota, Fungi, Ascomycota, Leotiomycetes, Helotiales, Mollisiaceae.